AUGGGUGUUCGCAAAGGUUGUCGCUACGCCCCCGUGGCGUCCCCCGGGCGCCGCGCGCCGGGGAACGGGCGUAAAUGCGGAAAAUACGCGACCGAGGUCGGGCUCAGGGAGUGGUCCCCUGUUUUGCGCGCCCCUUUUCGCAUAGAGCGCGGCGUGCGCUGCGACUGGCGACGUCACGGCCACGUAGCCCGCACUCUCGGCUAUCCGUCGGUAUGUGUGACGGGUCGGGGCGGCCCGUCCUUUCAGGUGAAAAGUCGGUCGGAAAGGGAGCGCGAGCACGUCGACGGCGGCUCGCGGGGAGAGUCGCGGCGGCAGGUCUUCGCCGUCUGCGCGGUCGAUCAGGUCGUCCGAAGCUACUGCCGUCGUGGCGUCCCCCCGAAGAAGCCCGCGAAGAGCGCGGCCGCCUCCAAGAAGCCCCGUGCCAAGCCCGCGCACCCCAAGACCGCCGAGAUGGUCAACUCGGCCAUCAAGAGCCUGAAGGAGAGGGGAGGCUCCAGCCUGCAGGCCAUUAAGAAGUACAUCACCGCCAACUACAAGACGGACGCGGAGAAGCUCUCCCCGUUCAUCAAGAAGUACAUCAAGGGCGCCGUCGCCAGCGGCGCACUCGUCCAGACCAAGGGCAAGGGUGCCUCCGGCUCCUUCAAGCUGGCCUCCAAGGAGAAGGUCGAGAAGGUCGCCGCCAAGCCCAAGGCUGCCGCUGCCGCCAAGCCCAAGGCUGCUGCGAAGCCUAAGGCCGCCCCUGCCAAGAAGCCCGCCGCCGCCAAGAAGACCGCUGCCGCCAAGACCCGUCCAGCCAAGAAGGCCGUCGCCGAGAAGAAGCCCAAGGCGGCCGCCGCCCCUAAGAAGGUCAAGUCUCCUUCCAAGGCCAAGAAGGCCACCAAGGCGCCAGCAGCGAAGAAGCCUAAGGCCCCCAAGCCUAAAAAGGCUGCUGCCAAGCCCAAGGCUGCACCCAAGAAGAAGUGA
This is a messenger RNA of Lotus japonicus, 963 nucleotides long. RefSeq lists its product as uncharacterized. Lineage: Eukaryota; Viridiplantae; Streptophyta; Magnoliopsida; Fabales; Fabaceae. Gene Ontology annotation, biological process: nucleosome assembly; negative regulation of DNA recombination; chromosome condensation. The record is from RefSeq and is a predicted model, not a curated record. Gene Ontology annotation, molecular function: nucleosomal DNA binding; structural constituent of chromatin; double-stranded DNA binding. Gene Ontology annotation, cellular component: nucleosome; nucleus.